GAAAUAGUUUAAUAUUCGAACCUAAAAUAUUAUACGACGAAUAUCACUGGAUAAAAAUUAAAGAAGAAAUAUUAAAAACACAUAUACCAGAAAAACAAAAAUACAAUUCAAUAUAUUAUACCAAGAAAUCAAAAUUAUUACAACAAGUUGAAGAAGUAAUAAAGUACUAUAAAACUCAAAGAAACAUAUACGUCCAACAAUUUCAAGAAGAACAUAAUACUCAUUUAACAAUAGAUAAUUUAGAAGAAUCUAUUGAAGUAUUCAAUCUUACAAAAAGAAUUAUUAACAUACAAAACAAGCAAACGGUUAUAUUUGACAAUAUUUAUACUAAACAAGAAAAUAAAGACCGUGCUCAUACACGAUACCUAGAAGAAAUAUUAUUUGAAGAACUAAAUAAUAUAUUCAAAGAGCAAAUACCCGAAACAACAAAAGGGAUAAAUCCUGAUAAAAAGUAUUACUCCUGGUAUAACCUACCUGGAGGAAAACAAAACAAUCCUGAUGAAACGUUUGAAGAAAUAAUAAUACGAGAAACCUUUGAAGAAACUGGAAUACUACUUUACCAAGAAAAACUACUAAAAGUAGGCUAUAACUGCUAUCCACCUGGAAACCCACAAGGAUGGAACGACAAAACAACUGCAGAAAUAAAGACAUAUGUACACCCUUCAUUCAACCAAAUCGCAAUGCGAAUGGAACCAAAAACCCAUUCCGACUGGAGCUAUUUUACUAAAGCAGAAAUAGUUAAUAACAUAAUACCUACACCUGAAUUACAAGUACAACUCAAUAGCAUAUUUUAUUUAAUAGAAAACUACGACAUGCUAAUGCGACUAAAGCAUGACAAAGAAAAAGAACUAGAUUCAGAAGAUGAAUCACAAUUUGAAGCACUGAAUCUACCAACAUUAACAUAUGAACAAGUAGACCUUUUAAUACAUAAACAAUACGAAGCAAUAAACCCAAAAGAUAUUUACCAAUUAAAAAAUUACAAAAAAGAACUUGUAAAAGAAGUAUCCAAACUUAACAAUAUCAAACAUAGAGUAGAACAAAAAAUUAGAAAUUAUUCUAAAAGAAGAUAUACUAUAAUAUUCGACAAACUACAACAACCUUCAAUAGCCGCAACAUUAGGAUCCAUACCCACGCUUAAACGACUAUUUGAUACACCAUCAGCAUACAACAGAAUAAAAUUCCAAACAUUUAGAUUUAGAAUCGUACAAGAUGAAAAUUCUAUUGACCAAACAUUCGGCGUAAUUAAAGUGCGACCAUUGACAAACUCAAAAUAUAUUUGCCAAGCAACAAUAGAAGAUUUAAUCACAAUGUACCCAAAUUAUGUACUAAUGUAA
Molecule: messenger RNA, 1334 nt
Organism: Ambispora leptoticha
Lineage: Eukaryota; Fungi; Glomeromycota; Glomeromycetes; Archaeosporales; Ambisporaceae
Source: the annotation of a GenBank genome assembly